AUUAAUCUUGUUGAAAAUAAAUGGACGAGACAAAAAGGAAGCUACCUUUUAGCAGUACCACCGUAGCUUGUAGGUUACAUAAGAGCUAAACGAUGAAAAUUGCACCCGCGAAUACACUCCGAACACUGCACGUGCUGACUCUGUUAAGUCACACGUGCCUCUAUCAGCAUCUAACCGCAACCGUAACCACUACAACCAACUACCUCAAGUUGUUUAGUUAUAAAUUCAGAACGCAUACGGCACGUGUAAGCAGAGCCAUAACUGCUCAACCACACGCUCAAAAUCACAGAGCAGCUUCAAGCCACGAAACAGAGUUCAAAAUGGGAGAAAAAGAAGCUGUUGAAGUUCAUAGCAAGUUUCGAUCAGAAUUUCUGCAAGUUCUUCGUAGCAGACGAACUACUCAAGUUCCGUUAACCGUUGAAGUCGCAAAACCAGUGACGAAUCGUUUGCAUCAGAACUCUCCUCCAUCAAUCGACGAGGAGAUUAUGAAGUCUUGUCCAAAGGCAAACAUAGAGAACCUCGAAGAUUUGCUCGAGGAGGAGAAUUUGUACUUAACUAUUGAGGAAGGAGAGCAAGGACGAUUGCCUGUGUUGAUUUUGAGCUUGAAGGAAAGCCAUAAGCAGAAAAGAAGGCCUGCAGUUGUUUUCCUUCACAGUACAAACAAGUAUAAAGAAUACAUGCGUCCAUUGCUUGAGGCAUAUGCUUCGCGAGGAUAUAUAGCAGUUUCAGUUGAUUCUCGUUACCAUGGUGAACGUGCGAAAAGUGCAACCACCUAUCGUGAUGCUCUUAUUUCCGCAUGGAAAACCGGAGGCACAAUGCCAUUCAUAUAUGACACGGUAUGGGACUUGAUUAAAUUGGCAGAUUAUCUAACACAGAGAGAAGAUAUAGACCCCUCUAGGAUAGGAAUCACUGGAAUAUCACUUGGAGGAAUGCAUGCAUGGUUUGCUGCAGCUGCUGAUACUCGCUAUGCUGUGGUUGCUCCUCUGAUCGGUGUUCAGGGAUUUCGAUGGGCCAUAGACAACGAUAAGUGGCAGGCUCGAGUUGACAGUAUAAAGCAUGUUUUUGAAGUUGCUCGUGAUGAUUUGGGCAAAGGUGCUAUUGACAAAGAAGUGGUGGAGAAGGUGUGGGACAGGAUUGCUCCUGGUUUAGCUUCCCAGUUUGAUUCCCCCUACUCAGUUCCAUCUAUUGCACCCCGUCCUCUGCUUAUUCUCAAUGGUGCAGAAGAUCCCAGGUGUCCCCUUGCCGGCUUAGAAAUUCCAAGGACAAAAGCAAGUCAAGCAUACAGAGAGUUUCACUGCAUAGAUAAUUUCAAGUUUAUUGCAGAACCUGGAAUUGGGCACCAAAUAACAAAAUUCCAGGUUAAGGAAUCAUCUGACUGGUUUGACAAGUUUUUGAACCCUCAAACAUUGAUUGUAAAAUUAUAAAAGAACUUGCUCUGGCUCACUCCAGUUACCUUUGUAUGAUUGUAAUUUGUGUGACUUAUGAUUUUCUGUUUAAUGUAUCCGAAGAUAUCGCAAUAAGAUGCAGAACCAUAGUUGUGUUUGUCCAACUUAGCACA
Messenger RNA from Cicer arietinum (chickpea), 1558 nucleotides. RefSeq lists its product as uncharacterized. Gene Ontology annotation, biological process: proteolysis. Gene Ontology annotation, molecular function: serine-type peptidase activity. NCBI's taxonomy places the organism in Eukaryota, Viridiplantae, Streptophyta, Magnoliopsida, Fabales, Fabaceae. The record is from RefSeq and is a predicted model, not a curated record.